Eimeria tenella is the source of this 555-nucleotide messenger RNA. RefSeq lists its product as uncharacterized. The record is from RefSeq and is a predicted model, not a curated record. Bases 1 to 555 code for a protein of 184 amino acids. NCBI's taxonomy places the organism in Eukaryota, Apicomplexa, Conoidasida, Eucoccidiorida, Eimeriidae. The transcript is spliced from 2 exons.
AUGCAAAUUCGUUUAAAAAUUAACGAGCAGCAGCAGCAUCUUGAGGAAUGGGCGCACCUCAAGUUGCUGCUCCCGUUCCUGCUGAUGCUGCUGCAUGCAGCCAACACUGCCAGCCGGAGCAGCAGCAGGGCCAAGGACUGCAGCAGCAGCAGCAGCAGCAGCUGCGCCAGCAACAUUUGCAGUCAGAAAGGCAGCACCAGCAGCAGGAACAGUGGAAUCUGGGGCUCCAGUGACAGCAGCAGCUGCUGCUGCGGCAACGACACCGGCAGCUGCAGCAACUGCAGCGGGAAACCAGCGCAGCAGCCGCAGCAGGAGCUAGGAAGCAGCAGCAGCCCCAGCUGCAAACUCUCACAGCAGGAGGACAGUGGUGGGCAAGUUCAGCAUGGGCCGCAGCAGCAACAACAUCAACUAGUCCAGCAGCAAAUACUGGAGAAGCAGCAGCAGCAGCAGCAGCAGCAGGAGCGCAGACAGCACGGACAUCAGCAGCAGCCGCAGCAGCAGCAAUCCAGCUCAACACCCGCAGGCGCUUCAUCGCCAGAUAUAAAAGGGUCCUGA